UAUCUUUAUGGCGAAAUUAGAACAUGGCCCACUCAAGACGCACAUCUGUGGAACUGAAAUGUACAUACGGUACGUCGAUGACACCUUCGUGCUUUGCGAAUCCGAAAAGCAUGCAGAACAGUUGCUGAAGGCCUUUAAUGAUGCACAUGAUAAUCUACGCUUCACCUGUGAGCACGAAAAUAAAAACCGUUUACCUUUCUUGGAUGUAGAAGUCAUCCGCAAUUCGGACGGCUCAUGUAGCAGAAAGGUACACAGAAAGCAUACGUGGACUGGACAGUACACUAACUUUCACAGCGCGGUGCCUUUACAGCACAAGAGGAGUUUAAUCCGAUCUCUUGCCUUCAGGGCGCGCAGUAUUUGCACUCCGGAUACCGUCAACGAAGAGCUACAGAGAAUCAGCGACGCCCUUCGUGAGAAUGGUUAUCCCGAUAAGUUUAUCAUGAAGCAUAUGAAAGAACGCAAGCGAAAGCCACCUAGAAGCAUUGCUCCCAAGAAAGAGCUGUUCAUACAUUUACCAUUUAAGGGCGACACUGCAGCUGAUAUCCUAUCUCGACGUUUGAAAGAUGCUGUUGAGAAAACUUAUUUCGCAGCCCGCUUAAGAAUUGUUUACCACAACAAACCAUUGCUUGCAAAACCCUUGAAAGAUAGUCUGCCAUCGUUGACCCGUUCAAUGCUCGUUUAUCAGUACUCGUGCUCUUGUGGUGCACGAUACGUGGGUCGCACAACGAGACGUCUAUCCCAGAGGAUUCGCGAGCACAUCCCGGCGUGGUUUUACAAAGGCGAAAUGAGGGCCUCAGACAGCUCAAUCAUGUCGCACCUCCUCGAAAGUGGCCAUACUGCAUCUGAGAAUGACUUUAAAGUCAUCUACUCACUACCUGAACGCUUAUCGCAAGGCUUCCGAAAGCAAAUCUUGUCUAUCGCCGAGGCUAUUUACAUCCAUCAUCUGAAGCCGGAAUUAUGCGUACACAAACGAUUCAUACGGCCGAUACUACUACCUUGGCCGACUGACAUGGUUACUUAACUACCCUUUGUGACCUUAGCUAUUUACUUUAGGCCCUGAAGCUUGUAUUAAUUUCCUUUGAUGCACUUUUCCUACCAUCUGUAGCCACCUUUAGUCAUCGAUCUUGACCUUUCAAACACCUUAGAAAUCAAUCCCAGCCCGAUUUGACGCUUACCCCACAUAAUCCGUGUCAUGUAAAAGUUUGGGUCUGACGAGAUUUUACCGAAAAGAUAUCUUAACCCUGAACUGUUUUCUGGUCUUGAUUCAUCUGAUUACAAUAGGAAUAUUUGCUGUGUUGAAAAUCAGCAUUGCCCGUGAUUCGUUGAAAACU
Molecule: messenger RNA, 1331 nt
Organism: Dicrocoelium dendriticum
Lineage: Eukaryota; Metazoa; Platyhelminthes; Trematoda; Plagiorchiida; Dicrocoeliidae
Source: the annotation of a GenBank genome assembly